Molecule: messenger RNA, 4004 nt
Organism: Diprion similis
Lineage: Eukaryota; Metazoa; Arthropoda; Insecta; Hymenoptera; Diprionidae
Product: E3 ubiquitin-protein ligase LRSAM1-like
Exons: 13
Coding region: 134-2311 (725 amino acids)
Molecular function (GO): protein binding
Source: RefSeq, a predicted model, not a curated record
AAGGGCGGAGAAAGAAGAGGGGGGGUAAUUGUAAGUGGUGGUUUAGUUUUAAGAAAAAUGUAAAUGUCACAAUCCGAGAGAUAUUUUAAAUUCAUUGCAAUGGCACGAUGACACGUGCUGAAGUGUAUUCGUCAUGUUUUUUUGCUGCUUUCACAUCGAAUCAAUCAUGUCAAAUUUGGGAAAAUAUGGAAAUAAAGUUCAAGUCGACUACAAAGCUCGCCUCGAACACAAAUUGUAUCUGGCCCGAGAAAAUCCAGAGCCCGUAUUUGAUAUAUCGGAAUGCGCGCUGAAGAGUGUUCCGUCUGGUAUAUAUUCCCUGUGUAAAGUAUUUAGAAAGAAAGUUCUAUGGAUGCAAUGCAACAAGUUAAGUUCGCUCUCAGGAGGUGGUGCCUUAAGCGAUCUAUCGCUUCUCACAGUAUUGGAUCUACACGACAAUUGCUUCACUUUUUUACCGGGUGAUAUAGCUUACCUUACAUCGCUCAAGGAACUGUACCUACAAAAUAACGCGAUCAGGAAGCUACCGAUUGAAAUACUCAAUCUAACAAAUUUAUCAGUUCUUAAUGUUGCCCAGAAUAAUUUGAAACAAUUACCGGAAUCAAUGGGAGAGCUACGCCAGCUCACUGUGCUCGACAUAAGCCAUAACAAACACCUUGAUAAGCUACCUAAAUCAUUAGGUUACUCGCAGUUGUUAUCAGAGAUAAAAAUUGAAGGACUGAGACUUUCUUACCCACCACAGGACGUAAUCUCUGGUGGCGUUGUUGUGAUAGUUGCUUUUUUGGCUAGAGAAUCCGGGGUUGAAUACGCCCCAGAAAAUAGUAUCCAAACAACGGACACCACUCGAAAUUCAAGCUCUGAAAAUAGACAAAUGAGUUAUCAGAAUAUAGACAAUGAUAUUCAGGCGACGUUAAUGAAGUUAGAAAAAAACAAGGAACACCGACAAAACGCGCUUUUAGAAGUGGAGAAAAAUAUUCGCGAGCAACAAAAAUAUGAGCACAAAUUGCAGUCCUCAAUCAAAGCUCACAGAGAAAAGCUUCUGGAGGAUUUGGCGUUGCAACAAACACAAUUGGAACAAGAAAUCGAAAAGGUUCAACAGGAAAGAGACCAUGAUCGGGCACGCUUGCUAUCUUAUAUCUGUAAUGCUGAAAAAGAAGCUGACAAUGUGAUCAAGGAAUUUCUGCAUCAUAGCGAAGAAGAGAGACAAAGCCAGGCAGAGCUUUUGGAUAAAGAAAAACUUGAAGAAGUUCAAUUACUGGCAGCAAGUCAUUCGGCACAAUUCAAUCUGCGUACAAAAGACACCCUCAGCGCCAUGGAAGAGUUGCUAGGACAGGAACUGCUAACUGAACAAAAACUUGAAGAGUAUACCAAAUUCCGUGAUUAUACCGCCCAAUCUUUACUGAGCUUAGAAGUAAGGAACAAUGAUCACCUAACGCGGAUAGUACAAGAUCAGGAAAGAACAAGGCAAGAUUUAGUAAUAAGUCUGAGAAAAGAUGAAGCACUACAAAAGGCUGCUGUCACUGCGUUACUUGAACGUAGUGAUACACGUUCCUGGAGUAUAGUGCAACAAGUGAAUCUGGUUCAAGCACAGCUUGCGAAUCUCACCGCCAUAGAGUUGGAGAAACGAAAAUUGGAAACAAACCAGCAGAUUAAUGAUAUCGCUGACAAAAGGGUGACCCUAAGCAUCAUUCUCAUGGACUUAUUACAGCAGCAAGAAAAACGAAGAGAACAGCUAAUAGAAACCAUUAAUCAAAUAGCGCAACAACAACAUACAGAUAGUUCAAGAAGAGGUAGCCAAUUCUGGCUAAUGCAAUAUCAAUCACUCAUGGAAACCAGACCUCAAGGCUUACUGGAGACACUCGAGCCAAUGUUAGUCAGACACUUAGCUAUUGCGGGAGUGAUGCAUUGUCUGCCAUUUUUGAGUACACUACAGUCACUUUUGCCACAUAUUACGCAUGAGGUUCUAAUAGAGGUUGGAAUCAAGAGCGCAAAUGAUCGAGCAGCAAUCAUAUUAGCUACAGAGAAUUAUUUAGCUGAGAAAAAAAUGAAUGCGAGCGAGCAUUUGCACGAGAUUCCAUCUGCUGUACCAUCUGCGCCAGAAGACGAAGUUGGCACAAGUUCUAAUGUGGUUAAAAACGAAGAUUCACAGGGCAUAAACACCACGGAAUGUGUUAUCUGCCUCGACAUGGCUUGUCAAGUAAUUUUCUUGCCCUGCGGACAUAUGUGCUGUUGCACGGAAUGUGCGAAUAAAGUAGCAACGGAGUGUCCAAUGUGUCGCAGUGUUGUUGAGCGUAGAAUACGAGUUUUAACAACAUGAUCAUUGCGGUAUGUUCUAAAAAACUCGCACAGCAUUUGAAGAAUGUUUCAGAUGGUUUAGUGUACUGCAAAGUUUGAAAGAAAAAAACAACCAUGCCCCUGUUUUGUAUAAUGAAGACAUAAGUAUCGGUUAGUAAAAAUAUUCUAUCUUUAUUUUAGAAUAUUUAGUUUAUGACUGUCCAUUGUGUUAUGGUUGAUGCAAGUAGAUCCUUGAACAAAAUUUGUAUACUUGCGUCACCGUACAGAUUAGACUAAUGUAUGGAGCUCAAGAAAACACAAUGUUUUCAAGAAAAUCAUUGCAUUUUUGUCCAACAUUUAACAAUAGUAUGAACUUCUGAAAAGCCAAUGAUAGGAAUGCUUGAAUAACAUCUCGUUAUUCUUACAGCUUCCUUUGUAUACUGAAAUAGCGACAGAAUUGAAUGUGCAAGACAAACAAUUUUUAUUAUAAAAACCGUUGAUAAUUUUGAUGGUGUUGUAUAUUUCUUUCUCAAGUUAAGUAUCGAAAGAUUGGACUAGUUUCACACAAAAUCUAUGAUCCAAGUUCACGAUCACUUAUCGAAAAUGCAAAUCAUAAAUGUCUAUGUAUAAUAUUUAUAUACAUUUGAUAUAGAAUUUUUAAUGUCUAUUUGCUUGUAAAAAAUUUUUAUCAAAAUUACAUUUGUCGAAGAAUGAUAUUAAUGAAUUUCAAUGUCCUUAAAAGUUUUUAAAUUACUGUUAAAAUAUUAAUAGUAAAGCCAAGUAUGUAUACAAUUACUAAUGCAGGAUAUGAAAACGAUCCGAAAUCAUUCUAAACUACGCGUAAUAGUAAAUUUUUGCUAAAUAACAUUAGGUGGUACUACUCUUUAAGAAUGCCUAACUAUUGGAAGGUGAUGCUAUAUAUAUAUAUAUAUAUACAUCGCAGUUAACUUGGACGAAAAAUUCUUUGAUUACUAAAAAUGAUUAGAAUUCGUUCAUAUUUAAUGAACAGUGCUGAUCAACGAAGGGCAGUUUGUGUAGUCAAUAAUUGUAUGCUAGUCUUUCUUUGCCUGUUUUGUAAACAUAAAGUGCCAUAUAUACACACAUACAAUUAAUUUUUACGUACAAGAUAUUAUUGCGAUGUGUUUACCUAUGUACAGUAAGUAAACGGAACUGAGAUAUAAGCUAGGCAUAAGAUAUAACUUUAUAAUAGAGUGAAGGGGAAAACACAAAGUAAACGAGUAAUACAGAAUGAAAUAUGAAUUCGAUAGGCAUGUCUAUAACUGAUCACACUUGUUACUAUUGUUAAAAAGAAUAUUAAACACUGUUCGUAGUGAAAUGAAGAAUUCCAUUAUUUUAACAUAUAAUGUUUAAAUUGUAGUAAUUUUCUAUAUCGCACAUUCUACGCUUGAUUUAAAAAUUCACAAAAAAAAAGAAUAAGAUUGCUAAUCUUUCGUAUUGUCAUAUGGAGCUUUAGAACGAUUAGAGUAUAUGAUGUUUUUUCCCUAUAGCCUAUACCUAAAAUUACCGUAAGCUCGCAGGAUUAUUUAAUUAUCAAUCUGAUGAUAUUGAAUAAAAAACAGUGACGUAUAAUAUAUAUAUAUAUAUGUAUAUAUAUUACUAUGUACUCAUUAAGAUACACACUUCUACGAACGAUUUCUGCAUAAAUAUGAUGUAAUCUAUUUACUCUCACACCAAUAUUGUCUUAUAUACAAUUAAUAAAAUUUUCUGAGACUGUU